UACUCAGGGCAGCUAGUUAUCCAGAUAGGGACGUUAGCUAAGUAGCGAAAUUUGGCAGAAUCUAUCUUAUUUUGGACUAGCUAAUUAUUUGAUAUACUACUGAUUACAUAUCAUGAAGAUAAUAUAAACCAGUAACGGAAGAUCCGAACGCAGAAUUAUCGUGGACUGCAUAUUUGGCGCUGGACGUCCCUUGCAUCCAAAAUUCCUAACAAGACAUGGGAGAACCCAAGCCAAUAAAGUUUGCCUCUACAGAGGAGGAGCUGAAUUACUGGAAGGAACAGGCUGCUAAACUCCAGCAGAGCGCAGAGGCAGCCCAGGAGGAGCUGCAGGAGUUUCAGCAGAUGAGUCGUGACUACGAGGCGGAGCUGGAGACCGAGUUGAAGCAGUGCGAGGCACGCAACCGGGAACUACUGUCACACAACAACCGUUUACGCAUGGAACUGGAGAGCUACAAGGAGAGACUGGAGACCCAGCAUUCAGAAGCUUUCAGACAGAUCUCCACCCUUGAGGCAGAUCUAGCAGAGACCACUGCUGUCAGAGACCAUUUGCAGAAGUAUAUCCGAGAACUGGAACAGGCGAAUGAUGACUUGGAGAGAGCCAAGAGGGCCACCAUUAUGUCCCUGGAGGACUUUGAGCAGCGCAUGAACCAUGUGAUCGAGAGGAAUGCCUUCCUGGAGAGUGAGCUGGAUGAAAAGGAGAACCUGCUGGAGUCUGUGCAGAGGCUGAAGGAUGAGGCCAGAGACCUGCGUCAGGAGCUGGCGGUGCAGCAGAAGCAGGAGCGCCGGCCGUCCCUCGGUCUGUCCAAGGACACAGACAAAACCGAACCGCUGUCCCGCCCCCAGUCCGGCCUCCCCUCCCACCCGGCCACCCCCUCAGGACAGCGCGAGUCAAACAGCGUGUUCGCGACCCCUCCAGCCUCCUACCGUAGAGGUGAUGGCCUGACUGGAACGCCCCUCACUACAUCUGCCCGCAUCUCUGCUCUCAACAUUGUCGGAGAGCUUCUUAGGAAAGUGGGGAACCUGGAAUCGAAACUGGCCUCCUGUCGAGAUUUUGUGUAUGAUCAGUCGCCAGGCAGAGCGGCCCUUACUGCUGGUCCUGUGACGCAUACAGCUCCGCAAGAGGGUCCUGAAAACCUGUCCAACACCAGCAGCCUGCCUUUGUUUGAGAAGGGCUUGGUGAAGCGGUUGGACUUUGGACCUGCAUCCCCUAAUGUUGCCUCCCAGGCAACCCAGUCUCCACAGGGGGUGGUGAAGAUUCUGCUGUGAGAUCACACCCCACACCCACAUUCCCCACGACAGACUUGGCUGGCCCAGCUUUGCUUAUGGAAGGCUAUGCUGCAUUAAUUCCCCUUACCCCCUAAACUCCAGCAGUUUAACCAUGACCUAAGAAGCCUCAGUUCUCCUGGCCACACCACCACAGGCCUGAUUCAGACCGUCUCACUCCACAGACCUUUUCCGCUGAAAGAACUGGAACAGGAUGGAAGAGCUGAGAUAUCCUUGCCCUGCAAUAAUCCAUUAUCCGCCCUCACCCCAGGAUCUGCUGCCAGCUGUCCCUCUUUGUUGGGAGUAACAAUAGCCGAGAAGUGGAGCCUCUCAGUAAUUAGCAUUUAGCCACUGCUGCCUUUUACUGUGCAUUGAACUGUCCCAUCCCAUCUCCUGAAGAGUUAGGUUCUCAGAGGGCUUAGGCCCACAUUUUGAACUUAACACCCUCUCUCUAUCUUGCCUACGCUAUCAAUGUAGUGAUUGAGAGGGCCUUCCUGCUUUCUGAGGGCUCUCACCAGUGAAACUGAGGUUUGUGUGUGUGUGUCUGUGCGUCUGUGUGUUUGGGAGAGAGAGAGAGGUCAAAACAAGA
Megalops cyprinoides (Indo-Pacific tarpon) is the source of this 1851-nucleotide messenger RNA. RefSeq names its product nuclear distribution protein nudE homolog 1-A-like. NCBI's taxonomy places the organism in Eukaryota, Metazoa, Chordata, Actinopteri, Elopiformes, Megalopidae. Gene Ontology annotation, cellular component: centrosome; kinesin complex; kinetochore. The record is from RefSeq and is a predicted model, not a curated record. Gene Ontology annotation, biological process: microtubule nucleation; mitotic centrosome separation; cell migration. The transcript is spliced from 9 exons. Bases 216 to 1265 code for a protein of 349 amino acids. Gene Ontology annotation, molecular function: microtubule binding.